Molecule: messenger RNA, 1745 nt
Organism: Sphaerulina musiva SO2202
Lineage: Eukaryota; Fungi; Ascomycota; Dothideomycetes; Mycosphaerellales; Mycosphaerellaceae
Exons: 3
Coding region: 44-757 (237 amino acids)
Source: RefSeq, a predicted model, not a curated record
AACCCUCUUCGCCAUGCCCUAAACGCUCCUCCAGCAAGAGGCCAUGCCUCGCCCUCCUGCCUCCCAAUCAAUUACCACAUCACCUCUCAAAUCCGCUCCCAGGGCUUUUCCCACUCCAUCUCUCCAUGAUCAACACAUCCGCAUGUCCUACGAGAUAGCUCGAGGCGAGCAAGGAGUUUUGACUUUCGAGCCCUACAAGUCCAUUUUACUCCCUCAUUGGCGAUUCCGGAGCGUUGCGAUUGCAGAAGAGUCUUCGAAGACGCUGAAGCGCGCAUUCGAUCAUUAUGUCGAGUGUGAGGAUUUUGUGGGAAGUGAUAUGGCGAGGAAGUUUAUACAGAUGGGUAUGACGAGGGCUCGUCGGUAUGCGAAUCAUAAAGGCGGAAAGAAAUACGAAAAAUCAUCACUCGAGCUCGAACGUGAACGCGCUGCGCAGUCAGGAGGCGAGGUUGGUAACCCCAAUCACUCCAAGUUGAAACGUGUGGAGCUUCCCAAGAGCACUGGACAUGCCGGUCGGGAGGACAAGCUAGCAGCCAGUGAGAUUUUUAAGGCGCUGUGGCGAGAGUGCACGAGUGAUGAGGCAUAUCUCAAGCUCAAAGGUGAGUGGCAGAAGGAGAAGAAGGAGUGGUUGAAGGCGGGAGGUAAGGUUCAGAAGGAUGAUGGGAUUUGGAAGGGAUAUGAGCAUGAUGGGGGGAGAAAGGUCGCCGUGAAGGAAGAGAAGGACAUCGACAGUAUAAACGGGAAAACAAGAACCGGAUAAUAUCAUGAGAUGAGCAUUAAGAAAGAGAAGAUGAAAGUGACUGGUGAGGGAUUACGGACCGGUUGAGGUCGAUGAAUGGAUUCGAGUAUCUGGCUGUCGUAUGCACAUCGCGACUUCUUGACGAGCGAGCAUACAUGUAUGUAUGGUGUUGCAAAGAUCAUUAGACACACAAGGCGGUAGCCGUGCGCAUCUCUCAAAGCCGCAAAGUGAGCUGAACUUGGAGAACUUUCCUCGUGGUGCUCCAAGCGGUUUCCAGUCUCAGCACAUUUCUGAAAACUGUGUUAUACUUCAUGCAUCAUCAUCAUAACUUCCUAGGAAUAUUUACGUCUGGUAGUUCUCUUUCCGCGCUUUAUGCGCACCAGAAGCUCUUUCGUAUUCAAAACGCCUCCCUUGUAAAUGUAUGGCUUUCCCAUUCCAUGAUUCAUCGUGACAUCAGCAUCUAAGGUCGUUGGAUCUUAUUGUCUCCCGUCGCUUGUUGGUACGAUGGCGGUGGCGCAUCUUCCUCGCCACUAGGACCUGCUUGUGAAGAAGAAGGAUGCACAGCAGCUGCCCCUGGGUGUGGUUGCGGUUUCGUCUGUUGUUGGGCGAACUGCGCAUUUGGUGCGCUCGCAUUUACAGUGCCAUAGCUUUGUCCUCCUUGUCCCUGCGGUGCAUACUGUGGCUGCCCGUUCGUUUGAACAUAGUAAUAUGUCACUGUGCCACGCUCGGCGUCCUGCUGGGCCACUCGCUCGUAUGUCGGAUCGGGCGUGAUCGCGAUGAUGUACCAAGCAUGUAGGAGGCCUGGGAGGUAUGCGAGACAGCAGAGAAGGAUAUUGAUCAGACUGUCAGCGCUGCAAAGGCCACGCUUGACCCAGACUGCGAGCGGCGGGAACAGGAUCGCGAUGAGGCCCAGGAGGAUGUCGCUUCCGCACAUGGUCGAGAGCUGUGCGAGUGCGUGUGCUGAGGGGAAAGUUCGUCGCGGUUUGUCUGAGGACGAGGUGAAAGCAGU